AAAAAAAUAAUAAUAAAAGAAGGACGCGCGGAGCGAGCCUCGUGUCGUGGUAGAUUAAAUGCCAAUAUGGCUUCUGCGUGCGCGGUACUGGUGCCGCUAGGAUAAUUGUGGAUCCAGUGUAUACGUUGCGUUGUCCGCUUUAAAGUAAUUCCAAUCCAGACGAGUAUAUAUCGGCGAAUGUGCCACGACCUAUAGAACAGGUCAACAUUUUUGGGGCCGAUUUUUAUACAGCGUAUUCUUUGCUGGCGUUCACGCACGAUUGUCAAUAGCAUCAAGGCCGGUCGAUCAGAAACCGUCGAAUGGAAUAAUGGAGCACAAAAUUCCGUCUGGUAUUCUUGACGAUCUUAGCAGUCGAUUCAUUAUCAAUGUGCCCGAGGAGGAGAGGAAGGAUUUGGUGCGAAUUUGCUUUCAAAUCGAAUUGGCGCAUUGGUUUUAUCUCGACUUCUACUGCACGGAGGAGAAUCCUAAGCUGAGGUCGUGCGGCAUGAAGGAGUUCGCCACUCACAUAUUUCAGCACAUACCAUUCUUGAAACCGCACGUGCAGCAUGUUGACGCUGUGCUCGAACAAUGGCGAGAGUACAAGCAGAACGUGCCGACGUUCGGGGCAAUUGUGCUGAACGAGGAUAUGACCAAGGUGCUGCUCGUGCAAAGCUACUGGGCGAAGAACAGCUGGGGCUUUCCUAAGGGAAAGGUCAACGAGGAUGAGGAGCCGUUUCUUUGCGCCAUUCGAGAGGUGUUGGAGGAGACCGGUUUUGACAUAUCCAACCUGAUAGAUAAAAACGAGUACAUUGAAUCUGUAAUAAACGAUCAGACAGUGAGACUGUACAUUAUUUCGGGUGUGCAAAAGGAUACGAAGUUUCAACCGAAAACGCGGAAGGAGAUAAAGAACGUCGAGUGGUUCGCCGUAGCGGAUUUGCCCAACACAAAGAAAGAUAUGACACCCAAAGUGAAAAUCGGCGUUGGGCCAAAUGCAUUUUUCAUGGUGGUGCCGUUCGUCAAGCGGAUAAAGCGGUGGAUUCAAGAGAAACAGCAACGUGAGAGAAACGCCAUUGCAACUGUACGAAGACAAAGGCAUAAAUCGUUGGGAGAUGUCGAGACGGUUUCAAAGAACAAACGGCAACAGCAGCCGCUUUUCCAUCACUUUUCUACUUGCCCGCCACAAAGCGAGGUUCCUGAUUUCAAGAUUGGCCGUCAAUCGAACACUUCCCCGGCACGCAGUCGCCGUGGUGUAAAUGACAGCAAGAAAGAUGCGUUGAAAACGGCAUUUAAACGAAACCUAUUCGGAGAUCAGGAAGAGGAUCGAUCACCUACAGUUAAACACUUGAUAGACAGCCCUGCUCAACCGUGUUCAUUUUUAAUUGAUCCUGCGAUUCAGUCAAUCAAAUAUAAUGAUUUUACUUACAAGGCGCAACCAUUUGAAAAAGAAGCCAAAGAUUCUCGCAAGAAAAGUCUGCCGGAGGGAAACAUUAAGUCGCUGCUGUUCGGAGAAGCUGCUCGCAAAUUGCAAAAAGAUUUUAAAACCAUUCCGCCGCCCCCCUUCGUAAGUCUGGACAGUCCGUCGCCUUUAACGAAGAAUUACAUGGGCAAACAAAAUAGUCCUACCUUUGAAUUUCGCACAAAGAUUUGGGAUAAUUUUAGUUACGAUAUCCAGGCGAUACUAAAAGUUCUAAAGUAGCUACGUAUAUACAACAACU
This is a messenger RNA of Temnothorax curvispinosus, 1694 nucleotides long. It is a transcript of the gene DCP2, whose product is annotated as m7GpppN-mRNA hydrolase. Gene Ontology annotation, molecular function: manganese ion binding; RNA binding; 5'-(N(7)-methylguanosine 5'-triphospho)-[mRNA] hydrolase activity. The coding region runs from base 308 to 1675 and encodes 455 amino acids. The transcript has 7 exons. NCBI's taxonomy places the organism in Eukaryota, Metazoa, Arthropoda, Insecta, Hymenoptera, Formicidae. Gene Ontology annotation, cellular component: cytoplasm; P-body. Gene Ontology annotation, biological process: deadenylation-dependent decapping of nuclear-transcribed mRNA; nuclear-transcribed mRNA catabolic process, nonsense-mediated decay. The record is from RefSeq and is a predicted model, not a curated record.